UUAGAUGAUGGAGUUGGCUGAAACCUUACUUCUUGAAUGUCAUGUUUCACUUCGAAAAUUCUGUGAUGCUCUAAAAAUAUGGACAAAGUGCUCUUCUUUACCAUUGUGGAUUAAGAACAUGUAUUCAACACUGAACAGCAACUCAUUUGAUGAGUUUCGGUAUCAUCGGCAUUUGUUGAGAAAUGGUUACCCGCUUGUAAACCAACAUGUCCCAGGGAGAUAUUUGUGCCCUCUUUGUCCCAAACCUGAUGAAGCUGGUACUCUGAUUGAAUCAAUGGAUGCUUAUUUUGGUCUUGUCAGAAAAAAGACUUCAGGGAAGGCUCAGUUCUUGUCAAGGCAUAAUUCCAUUUUGUUCCACAAUCAAGAAGAAGUUGAUUCAUUUGUUGAUAACUACACUUCAAGUGCUGAACAAGCUAAAACUGAUUGUCAUGAGUUUAAGGCAGGUGAAGUAAAUGACAUGAUUCGAUCAAAAGGUAGAAACAAAUUAUUCGAUGAGAAAGGUGUUUUUGGUUGUGUCUGCCGGCAUGAUUACCCAAAAGGAUUUAUGAAUAUCAAACAUGGAGAAAGGAUUGGUUAUUCAGUUUUUAGCGUCAAACACCAGCUCUCUAACUCCAACGAAAACACAACAAUAAAAAUCAUGUAUGACAUUGCAUGUACUUUGAAGGCACACCUAAUGAAAAAUGGAAAGCAUGAUUUUGUGAAGAGAGCCGAUUAUUCUAUUCCUGUCUUCCACUGCUAUGGUCAUAAGUCCUUGUGUCAGAUACAAUUUAACCCAAGAAGGAAAAAAGGAUAUGGAUUAACUGAUGGGGAAGGAGUGGAAAGACUAUGGAUCUUCAUUAGCUGCUAAACUUAAAAGAUGUCCUGAACUUAUUACCAACACGCAAUCACAAAUACAAGACUUAUUUUCCAAGCUAGAUGUUCUGUAUGACUCUGAUUUAUUAGACACAUGGAUGAAGGAAGAAGAACAACUAAUUAACGAGAAGAAUUCAAAACGGGCACUUCCGUUAACAUGGCAACAAAAAUACGUGGAAAGUUUAUUGCAACUUUACCAACUGAGAAUGCAGAUUGCUUGUAUUCAGGAAGUUGAUCAUGGUCACUUUGCGGAUAUUGUAAAAA
This is a messenger RNA of Xenia sp. Carnegie-2017, 1116 nucleotides long. RefSeq lists its product as uncharacterized. Bases 5 to 847 code for a protein of 280 amino acids. The transcript is spliced from 11 exons. The record is from RefSeq and is a predicted model, not a curated record. NCBI's taxonomy places the organism in Eukaryota, Metazoa, Cnidaria, Anthozoa, Malacalcyonacea, Xeniidae.